CGGUGGCUGUCAGGACCCACCCACUCCCAGCGGAACAUGGAUGCAGGAAGCAGCGGAGCCGGUGUCGACACAGGCCUGAGGAUGUGGCUUCUGUGGUUCCUGCUGCCAUCACUGCUGUCUGCAGUGUCGGGGGGGACAGACUCCAAAGCUGUCACCACCACCCUCACAACCAAAUGGGCUGAUACUCCUCUGCUCCUGGAGGCCAGCGAGUUCCUGGCAGAGGAGAGCCAAGACAUGUUCUGGGACUUUGUUGAGGCCAAUCAAAACAUAGAAGGAGAGCAUGAUGACACAGAUCAGGCCUACUAUGACCUGAUCUUGAAGAAAGCCAGUGCCUUGCUGAGCCCCGUCCAGAUGAAAAUGCUGAAGUUUGCCCUCUCUCUGAGAGCCUACUCUGCAACAGUACACUCCUUCCAACAGAUUGCGUCCAACGAGCCUCCUCCGCCUGGCUGCUCAGCUUUUUUCAACAUCCAUGGAGAGAAGACGUGUGAAGUUGAAAGCUUGGAACAACUUCUGAAAACAGCAUCCGAGCGACCAAAGCCAUACCUGUUCAAGGGCGACCACAAAUACCCAGGAUCAAACCCAGAUGGCCCUGUCGUCCUCCUCUAUGCUGAGUUGGGAGAACCAAAUUUCCAGAGGCUUCACCAAAUCAUAUCAUCCAAAGCCAGAGAGGGGCUGGUGACCUACGUGUUCCGCCAUUACCAGGCUAAUCCCAGUGGAAAGAAAGUGUAUCUGUCUGGGUACGGAGUGGAGCUGGCAAUCAAAAACCAGGAGUACAAGGCAAAGGACGACACACAAGUCCAAGGAACGGGGCUGAAUGCUACAAUGAUGGGAGAGAAGGAUCCAGUGGACGAGGUCCAGGGAUUCCUAUUUGGCAAACUCAAGACGCUCUACCCAGAGCUCAAAGAACAGCUGAAGGAGUUGAGGAAACAUUUAGUCGAAAGCACAAAUGAAAUGUCUCCUCUGAAAGUCUGGCAAAUGCAAGAUCUUAGUUUCCAGACAGCAGCUCGUAUUCUUGCGGCUCCUGCUGUUGAGGCCCUCAGUGUUAUGAGAGACCUCAGUCAGAACUUCCCAACCAAAGCCAGGUCCAUCACUAAAACAGUGGUCAACUCCGAGAUCCGUAAAGAGAUUAGCGAGAAUCAGAAGUUUUUCAAAGGGACUCUGGGCCUGCAGCCUGGGGAUUCAGCUCUGUUCAUCAAUGGGCUUCACAUCGAUCUGGACACACAAGACAUCUUCAGUGUGUUUGAGAUGCUGCGCAGUGAAGCGAGGGUGAUGGAGGGUCUGCGCUCGCUGCACAUCGAGACGCUCUACAUCCACGACAUACUGAAGCUCAACGUUCAGCCGUCCGACUCGGACUAUGCUGUGGAUAUCCGUGCCCCGGCCAUCAGUUGGAUUAACAACCUGGAGACCGACCACAGGUACAGCUCGUGGCCCUACAACGUCCAGGAGCUGCUCAGACCCACAUUUCCCGGAGUCAUCAGACAGAUCCGCAAGAACUUUCACAAUCUGGUGAUUAUUCUGGAACCCACCCACGAGAGUUCUGCUGAGCUGCUGAGUGUUGCAGAGAUGUUUUAUGCGAACAACAUUCCACUUAGGAUCGGAUUAGUGUUCGUGGUGUCAGAUGAAGAUGACAUCGAUGGGAUGCAGGAUGCGGGCGUGGCGCUGGUGCGUGCGUACAACUACAUCAAAGAUGAAGUGGAUAGUCAGAGCGCGUUCGAAGCUGUCCUUUCGAUGUUUAACCACGUGCCCAUCGGUGGACGGCUGAGUGUUGGGGAUGUGGUGAAGGUGCUGGAGAAGAAGUUCCCCUACGUGGAGGUCAGCAGCGUCCUGGGAGCCGACUCCAGCUACGACAGCAACAGGAAGGACGGCCGGGCGUACUACAAGCAGACUGGAGUGGGCCCGUUGCCUGUGGUCAUGUACAACGGUGUACCUUACCAGCGUGAACAGCUGGACCCCGACGAACUGGAGACAGUCACCAUGCAAAAGAUCCUGGAGACAACCUCGUUCUACCAGAGAGCCGUCUACUUGGGUGAACUGGCCACAGAUCACGACGUGGUGGACUACAUCAUGAACCAGGCCAACGUUGUCCCUCGCAUCAACCCCAGAGUGCUGUCCACCAGCAGGACACACUUGGACCUUUCUGAUACCAAUAACUUCUUCGUAGACGAUUAUGCCCGUUUCUCGACUCUGGACGUUAAGCAGAAGAGCACCGCUGUGGCCAACAGCCUGAAUUACAUGACUAAGAAAGAUGAUGGCUACAUCCGUCCUGUGACCUUCUGGGUGGUGGGAGACUUCGACAAACCCUCGGGUCGACAGCUCCUUUAUGAUGCCAUCAGACACAUGAAAACCAGCAACAACGUCCGACUGGGAAUGAUCAACAACCCAUCGGUGGCUCUGUCUACCGAGACGAGCCACGUGGCCCGAGCCAUCUGGGCCGCCAUGCAGACGCAAUCUGCCAACAACGCCAAGAACUUCAUCACCAAGAUGGCCAAAGAGGAGACGGCCACCGCCCUGCAGACGGGCGUGGACGUCGGAGAAUUCGCUGUCGGGGGAAUGGAUCUGUCGUUGUUCAAGAGUGCGUACGACAGUGAGAAGUUUGACUUCCUGCUGUCCCACGCUGCUUACUGUCGAGAUGUCCUCAAACUGAAGAAGGGGCAGAGAGCAGUCAUCAGCAACGGAAGAAUCAUUGGUCCACUGGAGGAAGACGAGGUGUUCAACCAGGACGACUUCCUGCUUUUGGAGAGCAUCAUCCUGAAGACGUCUGGAGAGCGAAUCAAAAGCAAAGUCGAGCAGUUUGGAGUUGAGGAGGACAGGGCCAGCGACCUCGUGAUGAAGGUCGACGCUCUGCUCUCCUCUCAGCCCAAGGGAGAAGCCCGGGUCGAGUAUGACUUUGCUGACGACCGCUACAGUGCUGUGAAGAUUCGCCCUAAAGAGGGAGAAGUGUACUUCGAUGUUGUUGCCGUCGUGGAUCCAGCCACGAGGGACGCACAGAAGCUCGCUCCUCUCCUGCUGGUUCUGAAGCAGCUGGUAAACGUCAACUUGCGGGUUUUCAUGAACUGUCAAUCCAAACUGUCGGAAAUGCCGCUGAAGAGUAUCUACCGUUACGUGCUGGAGCCGGAGGUGACGUUUCAGAGCGACAGCAGUUACUCCCCCGGCCCCAUGGCCAGGUUCCUGGACAUGCCUCAGUCUCCACUCUUCACCCUGAACAUCAACACCCCCGACAGCUGGAUGGUCGAGUCGGUGCACACACGAUACGACCUGGACAACAUCUACCUGGAGGAGGUGGAGAACAUCGUGGCAGCAGAGUACGAGCUGGAGCACCUCCUGUUGGAAGGCCAUUGUUUCGACGUCAGCUCCGGUCAGCCGCCGCGGGGGCUGCAGUUCACCCUGGGAACCGCCUCUGAACCCGUCAUCAUGGACACGAUUGUCAUGGCGAACCUGGGCUACUUUCAGCUCAAGGCCAACCCGGGCGCCUGGAUCCUGAAGAUGAGGAAAGGACGCUCCGACGACAUCUACAAGAUUUACAGCCACGACGGCACCGACUCCCCGGCCGACUCAGACGACAUCAUAGUCGUGCUGAACAACUUCAAGAGCAGGAUCAUUAAAGUCAAGGUCCAGAAGAAACCAGACAAGUUCAAUGAGGAGCUGCUCAGCGACGGGACCGAGGAGAACGAAGCUGGCUUCUGGAAAUCUCUGACCAGGUACAACCAAAAUCUAAAGAUGUCUGAUGAUUUUAUCUUUUAUUUUGAAAUGUGUAAACGGUCAUAUAACCUGUUUUUAUCUUGUCUUUUGUCUCUCAGAGGUUUUACAGGCGGAGGAAAGAUGGAGGAGCCGAAGGUGGAGAAAGACGACGUGAUCAACAUCUUCUCCGUGGCCUCGGGGCAUCUGUACGAGAGGUUCCUCAGGAUCAUGAUGUUGUCGGUUCUGAAAAACACCAAAACUCCCGUCAAGUUCUGGUUCCUCAAGAACUACCUGUCCCCCACGUUCAAGGAGUUCAUCCCCGACAUGGCAAAGGAGUAUGGUUUCCAGUACGAGCUGGUGCAGUACAAGUGGCCGCGCUGGUUACACCAACAGACGGAGAAGCAGCGGAUCAUCUGGGGUUACAAGAUCCUGUUCCUGGACGUGUUGUUUCCUCUCGCUGUCGACAAGAUCCUGUUUGUGGACGCUGACCAGAUUGUUCGUGCGGACCUGAAGGAUCUGCGUGACUUCGACCUGGAGGGAGCUCCGUACGGCUACACCCCGUUCUGUGAGAGCCGGAGAGAGAUGGACGGCUACCGCUUCUGGAAGUCGGGCUACUGGGCGAGUCACCUGGCCGGCCGCAGAUAUCACAUCAGCGCCCUGUACGUGGUCGACCUGAAGAAAUUCAGGAAAAUAGCGGCAGGAGAUCGACUCCGAGGACAGUACCAGGGGCUCAGCCAAGACCCCAACAGCCUCUCCAACCUGGACCAGGAUCUGCCCAACAACAUGAUCCACCAGGUUCCUAUCAAGUCUCUCCCUCAGGAGUGGCUGUGGUGUGAGACCUGGUGUGACGACAGCACCAAGAAGAGCGCCAAGACGAUAGACCUGUGUAACAACCCCAGGACCAAGGAGCCCAAGCUGCAGGCUGCGGUGAGGAUCGUGGCCGAGUGGAGCGACUACGACCAAGAGAUUAAACGUCUGCAGACCAAAGUCCAGGGAGGAAGAAUCCACCAAGCAAAGCAGCAGGACACAGACGCUCACACGGAGCUGUGAGGAUGCAGCUGUGAUGAGGCGGUGAACUGGACUCUGUUUAAAGAGUCUGCUUCAUGAAGAGAAGCUCCUCCCACACCGGCUGCCGACACUCUGACCACAGACGGAGCUCGACGGUUUAAACGUUUGUUUGUUUGUUUGUUUGUUUGUUAUUUUAUCAUGUGAGAAGGGGGUUUUCAGUGGUCGGGUUCCAGAGGUGUUUCUGUAUGCGAGUGUGCAAGUGGUGAGAAUGUGAGUCCUUUGUCUUUCCUUCUUCUUUUCCCUGUGGUAGACGUCAGUUUGUAAGUUUGCACUGAUUUGGAUUGUGAAUGUGGUCGAAGCACAAAAAACGACGUGAACGCUGAAUCUCACGGCCGGUGGAUUCUGAGUUUCUGACAAACCAAACAUCUGGUGGUGGGAAUGAUCUCUGCUCACUCACUGGGUUAGAACACAGCUGCUGAGCCGUCCUCUGGAUUUUUAAAUGGUACAGGUAGUUUAUAACUCAGCUUAUAGUGUUCUUACAAAGGUCCGGGAAAUAUGAUUUUAUAGUUUUUCCAAAGCCGUAAUACGAUGAGAUUUUUCGUAAUUAACCUUCAAAAUAAUGCAAAACAAGAAAGUUUCUGUGCAGUGAUUUAUGAUUAAAGAACAAUCGACUGACCUUCAGGCUCCAGAACUUGAUCACAGGUGGAUCCACUCACCUGAAGUUUGGGGGGUUAUUCGGUGUCAAUCUGAAACUCGAACAUCACUUUAAAGUUCUGUGAAUGUAAUUUCAGAAAUGAUCUGUGAAGCUGUUUGUUUUCUUUCUUUCCUCAUCAUCGUUUUAUUCGGCAGGAAAGUCAACAACAUCCUCAGCAGACAUGAUUGAGGAGUUUCUCGUGGAAUAUUAAUGUCUCUGUAAAUCUCAGGGAAGCAUGAUUGGGUUCUAACAUUUAGAAGAAAAGGGAGCGUUUGUUAUCGGGUGGAGUUUAUGGUUCUGUUAGAGGAGCCGUGAUCUUUGAGUUUGGUCGAAAAAUUAUGAUUCUGUUUCUUGGUGAUAUUUCAUCCUGUUUUGGCUGCUUGAUCCUUUUAUUAAGUAAAAGUCCCAAAUAAAGACUUGUUCCAGUGUA
This is a messenger RNA of Pleuronectes platessa (European plaice), 5810 nucleotides long. RefSeq names its product UDP-glucose glycoprotein glucosyltransferase 1 (gene uggt1). Gene Ontology annotation, molecular function: UDP-glucose:glycoprotein glucosyltransferase activity. Gene Ontology annotation, cellular component: endoplasmic reticulum. The transcript has 39 exons. Lineage: Eukaryota; Metazoa; Chordata; Actinopteri; Pleuronectiformes; Pleuronectidae. Bases 37 to 4728 code for a protein of 1563 amino acids. The record is from RefSeq and is a predicted model, not a curated record.